Messenger RNA from Helianthus annuus (common sunflower), 1844 nucleotides. RefSeq names its product sugar transport protein 14. The record is from RefSeq and is a predicted model, not a curated record. Gene Ontology annotation, cellular component: membrane. Gene Ontology annotation, biological process: monosaccharide transmembrane transport. The transcript has 4 exons. NCBI's taxonomy places the organism in Eukaryota, Viridiplantae, Streptophyta, Magnoliopsida, Asterales, Asteraceae. Gene Ontology annotation, molecular function: monosaccharide transmembrane transporter activity. Bases 106 to 1644 code for a protein of 512 amino acids.
CAUACACUAUGACUCUAUGACCAACCAUAAUUAUAUAUAUUCCACCCCCCAUCACAUAGAUAUUUAGUUUUGUUUCGUUGAUCGUUGACAUUCAUAGAAACCGCAAUGGCUGGCGGCGGAAUGGUGAGCGACAAGGGCGGCGCAAGGGCGGAGUUGUACGAGUACAGGAUCACCUGGUACUUUAUAUUCACUUGCAUAGUUGCGGCUCUCGGUGGAUCUUUGUUUGGAUAUGAUCUCGGUGUCUCCGGUGGAGUAACAUCCAUGGACCAUUUCUUGAAAGAAUUUUUCCCAAAAGUUUACAAAAGAAAACAAGCACAUCUCAAAGAAACUGACUACUGCAAAUAUGACAACCAAAUCCUCACACUUUUCACUUCCUCACUUUACUUUGCAGCCCUUGUUUCCACUUUUUUUGCAUCCCAUGUCACCCGAAACCGCGGCCGGAGGGCCAGUAUUCUCUGGGGCGCCGUUAGCUUCUUCCUCGGUGCCAUCGUAAAUGCCGCAGCUCAAAACAUUGCCAUGCUCAUCAUUGGCCGUUGCCUUCUCGGUGUUGGAAUCGGAUUCGGGAACCAAGCAGUUCCUCUUUAUCUGUCGGAAAUGGCGCCAGCGAAGAUCAGAGGUAGAGUAAACCAACUGUUUCAGUUGACAACUUGUUUAGGCAUAUUCAUAGCCAACUUUGUAAACAAUGGAACUGAGAAACACUCAUGGGGGUGGAGAUUAUCACUCGGGUUAGCUACAGUCCCCGCGACAUUAAUGUUCGUUGGCGGACUAUUCCUGCCCGAAACCCCAAACAGUUUAGUUGAACAAGGAAGAUUAGAUGAAGGAAGAACAGUUCUUGAAAAAGUUAGAGGUACAAAAAACAUAGAAGCCGAGUUUCAAGAUCUUAUUGAAGCAAGCGAGGCUGCGAAAGCCGUAAAACAUCCAUUUAGAAACCUUUUAAAGAGGAAAAACCGGCCGCAGUUGAUCAUAGGAGCUUUGGGUAUACCUGCAUUUCAACAACUUACAGGCAUGAACUCGGUUUUGUUCUACGCACCGGUGAUCUUUCAGAGCUUGGGGUUUGGAUCUGGUACAUCUUUAUGGUCAUCAACAAUCACUAGUGGCACUCUUGUUGCUGCUACCUUUAUCUCAAUGUUUUUUGUUGAUAAAUUUGGUAGAAGAGCCUUUUUCUUGGAAGCUGGCACUGAAAUGAUCAUCUGCAUGGUGGCUGUGGCGAUAACCUUAGCUCUCAAAUUUGGACAAGGUGUUGAGCUACCAAAAGGAAUUGGGAUUUUUCUUGUGAUUUUGAUCUGCAUUUUCGUUUUAGCGUAUGGGCGAUCAUGGGGUCCGUUGGGUUGGCUAGUUCCAAGUGAAUUGUUUCCGUUAGAAACAAGAUCGGCAGGGCAAAGUAUUGUUGUUUGUGUCAACAUGUUCUUUACGGCUUUGGUAGCGCAAUGCUUCCUCGUGUCACUAUGUCAUCUCAAAUACGGAAUCUUUUUGUUGUUUGCCGCGUUGAUUGUGAUCAUGACCUGCUUCAUCUAUUUCUUGUUACCGGAAACCAAACAAGUUCCAAUUGAAGAGAUACAUUUGCUAUGGCGAAAACACUGGCUAUGGAAACAUUAUUGCGCGCCUGAAGAUGAGUUCGAAAACAAAGGAAUGAAACCUGUUUAAUUUGUCUAGACCUUUUUACAUGCUUUUAUAGAUGCUAAAUUUUAUUUCGGUUUUAUUGUGGGUAUGUACUUCCAAAGAUACAUGUAAAGCAUCUGGUUUAGCGGAAUUUGAUAGAUUAAAAUUACAAAUUCUGCUAAACCAGAUAUCAUAUACUGUCUUGUCUGGUUUCUUUUUAAUAGUAUGAUUAAAUUUCAACUAAA